Hippopotamus amphibius kiboko is the source of this 1369-nucleotide messenger RNA. RefSeq names its product proteasome 20S subunit beta 5 (gene PSMB5). The transcript is spliced from 3 exons. Lineage: Eukaryota; Metazoa; Chordata; Mammalia; Artiodactyla; Hippopotamidae. Gene Ontology annotation, cellular component: proteasome core complex. The coding region runs from base 356 to 1147 and encodes 263 amino acids. Gene Ontology annotation, molecular function: threonine-type endopeptidase activity. The record is from RefSeq and is a predicted model, not a curated record.
AGUCACGCCCUUCUCAAAGAUGGCGGGCCCCACGUCCCUCCCUCAACCUGGACGUUGGCGAUUGCUUCCUAUGAAUUGUAGGUUAAUCUAAUCCCGUGUUGCUUACGUGACCAAAGUCAAUAUGGCAGCCACAGCCCUUUGUCAUUUAAGGGGUGUGAAACCAUUUAUUUCUUUCUUCCUCGCUGAAAAUGAUCAUUCCCGUCUGGCGCCUGUGUUUGGAGGCGUGGCUGCCAGGAAUUAAAAUGGCUGCUUCCUGUGAUAGAUUUAAUAGGGAGUGAAGCUGUGACGGCGAGGCGUUGCCCGGCCGUUUUUUGCUGGACGUUCUGGCAGGCAGUUCUCUUUGCCCUUACUAGACAUGGCGCUCGCCAGUGUGUUGGAGAGACCGCUACCCGUGAACCGGAGCGGGUUUUUCGGACUCGGGGGUCGUGCGGAUCUGCUGGACCUGGGUCCAGGGAGUCCCGGCGAUGGGCUGAGCCUGGCUGCGCCCAGCUGGGGUGUCCCAGAGGAGCCGAGAAUUGAAAUGCUUCAUGGAACCACCACCCUGGCCUUCAAGUUUCGCCAUGGAGUCAUUGUUGCAGCAGACUCCCGGGCCACAGCAGGUGCCUACAUUGCCUCCCAGACAGUAAAGAAGGUGAUAGAGAUCAACCCCUACCUGCUGGGCACCAUGGCUGGGGGUGCAGCGGAUUGCAGCUUUUGGGAGCGGCUGUUGGCUCGGCAAUGUCGAAUCUAUGAGCUUCGAAACAAGGAACGCAUCUCAGUAGCAGCUGCCUCCAAGCUGCUUGCCAACAUGGUGUAUCAGUAUAAAGGCAUGGGGCUGUCCAUGGGCACCAUGAUAUGUGGCUGGGAUAAGAGAGGCCCUGGCCUCUACUACGUGGACAGUGAAGGAAACCGGAUUUCAGGGGCCACCUUCUCUGUAGGUUCUGGCUCUGUGUAUGCUUAUGGGGUCAUGGAUCGAGGUUACUCCUAUGACCUGGAGGUGGAAGAGGCCUAUGAUCUGGCCCGUCGAGCCAUCUAUCAAGCCACCUACAGAGAUGCCUACUCAGGAGGUUCGGUCAACCUCUACCAUGUCCGGGAGGAUGGCUGGAUUCGAGUCUCCAGUGACAAUGUAGCUGAUCUACAUGACACGUAUAGUGGAUCUACCCCCUGAAGGAGGGCAUAUAUGGCUGCUUGCGUUUCUUGGGGUGACUUGUUGGUAAUAUGGGUACAGCUCCCCAUCGUCUAGUGGAGGGGUCCCCGAUUGUAUCCAUCAUUUUGUUAAAUCUCUGGUUCAUUGACCUCCAUGUGUUACCAGUUGUUAACGAGCUACUGCAGAGGUAAUUAUUUGCUUUACUUUCUUGGAUGUUAACAUUACACUACUUGACCUCAGCCU